AUGAGGAUCAAAGAGGAGGAAAUUCCUCCAGAGACCAAUACAGGUGGACCCAGUAAUAAAAAUACAUCAGUACGUUAUCCCCACCCUCUGUAUUCCCGGGAUUCCAUACAAGAACAUCAGAAGAGCUCUGUGGAACACAAGAAAGAAAGUCUGAGUGAAUUUAUAACUGAAGAUGUAGAUGAUGCCAAGACAUAUGUGUGGGACAAUGUACCGUUUAAGGAGGAGGAAACCCCACCAGAGAUGAGCACAGACCCCGGAGACACUCAGAGGGACAUCAAAGCUGAGGAGGAGGAAGAAGGACAUGUGAGGAUCAAAGAGGAGGACAUUCCAUUAGAGAUCAACAGAGCUGGUGACAUAGAGGACGAGGAAAUCACAUCCAAUUCUUCAGAAGAAAGGUCCAUGACCCCAAAUCUCCAUCCAGCACCUCACUGUGCCAGUUUAUCGUCUGAUCCCUCCACACAUGGUCAGAGUUUUAUCGAUCCCUCAUGUCGUGACGCCAUUGAGCCUUCUGAACGUUUGGCCAAGAGCGAUGAGCGUAUUUCAGACCGAAGUGCUCCGGAAGGGAAGAAACCAUGUCCACGCUCCAAGCCUCAGAAUCGUAUUCUCCAGGAGUCGCAUCGUCCCGCACAAGAAAAAGGGCAAAAUGCAGAGAAACCAUUUUCGUGUUCGGAAUGUGAGAAAUGUUUUACACGGCGAUUCAGCCUUAUCGUCCAUCAGAGAACUCACACGGGCGUGAAGCCAUUUUCGUGUACGGAGUGCGGGAAGUGUUUUGCCCAGAGGUCAAACCUUGCGGCCCAUCGGAGAACUCACUCAGGGGAAAAGCCUUUCUCUUGUACCCAUUGCGAAUGCGGGAAAGGUUUCACUUGGAGAACCAGGCUUAUGGUUCACCAGAGAACUCACACGGGGGAGAAACCUUACUCGUGUUCAGAGUGCGGGAAGCGGUUUUAUUUCAAGUACUUGCUUCACGAACACCGUAGAGCCCACACGGGUGAGAAACCUUUUUCCUGUUCGGAAUGUGGGAAACGUUUCACCUGGCGAACCAGGCUUAUCGUACACCAGAGAACUCACACAGGGGAAAAGCCCUAUUCCUGUUCGGAAUGUGGAAAGUGCUUUUAUUUUCGAUAUUUACUUAUCGAACACCAUAGAACUCACACGGGAGAGAAGCCGUUUUCAUGUACAGAAUGUGGAAAGUGUUUCUCCCAGAAGGAAUGUCUUAUCUCCCACCAGAGGACUCAUACCAGGGAGAAACCUUACUUGUGUACGGAAUGCGGGAAGUGUUUUUCUUCUAAACAUUUACUGACUGUUCACCAUAGAGCACACACCGGAGAAAAGCCCUAUUUGUGUUCGGAAUGUGGGAAGGGUUUCGCUAAAAGAGCAUACCUUGCUAUGCAUCAGACGACUCACACCGCAAUCAAGCCAUUUUCUUGCUCCAAAUGCGGGAAAUGUUUUAGUCGUAAAUCAACUCUUCUAACGCAUGAAAAAACUCACACGCGGGAGAAGGUUUAUCCCUGUUUGGAAUGUGGGAAAUGUUUUACCGAGAAAGGUAAUCUAGCAGCACAUCAGGCGGUUCACACCGGCAAUCUCCCGUAUUCCUGUUCCGAGUGUGGGAAAGGUUUUACCAACAAAUCAAAUCUGGCGGCCCAUAAUCGCGUCCACACCGGAGUGAAGCCCUAUUCUUGCUCCGAAUGCGGGAAACACUUUACUCGGAGGUCGUCUCUGUUGAGGCACGGGAAAGUUCACACGGGGGAGAAACCAUAUUCGUGUCCCGAUUGUGGUAAACACUUUGCCGAAAAGUCAUGGCUGGUCAGACACCAGAGAUCUCACACGGGGGAGAUGCCAUUUUCUUGUUCCAAAUGCGGGGAAUGUUUUUCUUGGAAGUCGUCGCUCGUCAGGCAUGAGAGAGCUCAUAAGGGGGAGAAGCCAUAUUGGUGCUCAGAAUGUGGGAAAAGCCUCUCCAACAAAGGAAGCCUCAGGGUACAUCUUCGAAGUCACACUGGAGAGAAGCCUUACCCAUGUUCUGAAUGUGGGAAAUGUUUUACCAAUAAGGGUGAUUUAGAAAAGCACAAAUGGGUCCACAUUGACUAUAGACCGCAUGCUUGUAGCGAAUGUGGGAAAACGUUUAGAACUAGGUCCAGUUUAAUGAUUCAUUCCAGAACUCACACAGGAGAGCGUCCUUUUCCUUGCCCUGUAUGUGGGAAGUGUUUCAUCAAGAAGUCCAAGCUUUCCAACCACCAACUAGUUCACUCAAGUGAAAGGCCUUUUUCCUGUUCAGUUUGUGGGAAAAGCUUUAAGGACAGGAGUCGAUGCAAGGUCCAUGAGAAAAGCCAUGCUGCUGAAAAGCCAUUCCCUUGUUCAGAAUGUGAAAAACGAUUCACUACGAAGUCAAAUCUUCAUAAGCAUCAGGAAAUUCACACAGGAGAAAGACGAUUUGAAUGUCAUGAAUGUGGUAAACGCUUUUUUGAACACUCUGCUCUGGUUGUACAUCUCAGAAGCCACACCGGGGAGCGGCCUUUUGAGUGUUCUGAAUGUGGGAAGACUUUUAUCACAAAAUCCCACCUCACUGUCCAUAAAAGAUUACACACGGGGGUAAAGCCCUUCUCAUGUACAGAAUGUGGUAAAUCCUUUAUUUGUAGACAAAUACUGGAGGAACAUCUCAGAGUCCACACAGGAGAGAAGCCCUACACGUGUUUGGAGUGUGGAAGGAGCUUCAGCACCAAAAAAAAACUUUCAAAGCAUGAGCUUUGCCACACCGGUGAGAAGCCAUUUGGCUGUACAAAGUGCGGGAAACAUUUUGCUCGUAAUGAUGAAUGCAAGAAGCAUAUGGUGAGCAAACAUUCCGAGAAGGGGAAAGAUAAGCAGUGA
Messenger RNA from Nanorana parkeri, 2862 nucleotides. Its product is annotated as zinc finger protein 585A-like. Bases 1 to 2862 code for a protein of 953 amino acids. The record is from RefSeq and is a predicted model, not a curated record. Lineage: Eukaryota; Metazoa; Chordata; Amphibia; Anura; Dicroglossidae. The transcript has 8 exons.